Messenger RNA from Oncorhynchus gorbuscha (pink salmon), 1158 nucleotides. RefSeq lists its product as uncharacterized. The annotation marks the transcript as partial. The transcript is spliced from 8 exons. NCBI's taxonomy places the organism in Eukaryota, Metazoa, Chordata, Actinopteri, Salmoniformes, Salmonidae. The record is from RefSeq and is a predicted model, not a curated record.
GGCAGUUGUCCUCUGUUUGUACUUCAUGGGUUUCCGUAGUUGAAAGUGCGCAUGCUCCCUGUCGCUUUAAAAUAUCUUCUCUUUCAAGGGACCUGAUGAUGAGUGAUAUGCGCCAGUCGUUGCUACGUCGAGAUGCGCUGAGCGCCGCUAAAGAGGUCCUGUACCAUCUGGAUAUCUACCUGUCUGGCCAGGUUCAGAAUAACCCCUCCCCCUCGGUGGACACGCCCACUCUGGAGCUAGUGGAGGAGUUUAUCCUGCACAGGAGGAUGAGUGAAUUACAGGAACUGCAGCUGUUGGAGAUCAUGUGCAGCUGUUUCCAGGAACAGAGUCGAGACGCUGUGAGACAACUCAUCUUCUCUGCCCUGUUCACUCUACAAGGUAACCAGGCUGACGAGAGUCGCAUGGCGUUGCUAGGCAAGCUAGUCUCCAUGGCGAUCGCUGUGGGCAGGGUCCCCAUCCUGGAGUGUGCUGCUACCUGGUUACAGAGGUCCCAUCCUGGCUACUGUAGAAGACUAGUCAGAGUGUUGGUGGAUGACUAUUGUUCGCUACUUCCUGGUUCCAUGGUUCCAACCCUCAACAACCUCAGCUGUUCCUGUCCUCCAUUCUGCUGCCAGUUCAUCACUGCUGUUACCACCCUGUACGACCUCUCUACAGAGGAGUUGACUCCUCCUGUACAGCUGUUACAGAUGGUGGUGUCCUGGAUCCAAGACCAACCUCGAUUGGUCCUCAUCACUCUGCUGAACACGCCCCCCUCCUCCAGCCAGCCAAUCGGCUCCCUGGACCUCACACCGCUGGCUGGGCUGGUGCGCUGGUGUGUCAAAGCCCCAUUGGCUUACAGAAGAGACGGGAAGCAGGACUUGGCCAAUGGGACGACAGAGACUGAGCUGGAGGCAGGGCCUCUCUUCUCUGAGCUACAUCUCAGUGUCCUGCAGGUGUUGCUGCUCCUCCCGGGCGUUCUGAGAGAGAAGGGGCUUCUGGGUCGCCUGGCGUUGCUGCAGCCCGACCAGCUGACUUCUCUGAUCUCUGACCUCUCUGGUCUUCUGGAGGAGCUGAACCCUCUCCACUCGGAUACACAAGCACACAUCCAGCUCACUCUGGAUAGGCUGGCCCAGGCCCUGCAGGUGUCCAUGGCAGCAGGGGCGCUGCUCUGCUCUAGAG